GGCGGCAGCAUUCAUUCCCACGAAGCAAGCCUCGGCGUGCUGCGGAUCUUUUUUUCCCUCUCGCCAUCGGCAGUUGUAUCAGUGCCGUCGUCCGGUUCGGGUUUACUAGUUUGGAUGCUAGUUUUGCAUGCUGCUGAUCGGAGGUUUUUUGCUGCAGACGAAAGACACAGGUAUCAAUCAAAAGAAGUGAGCUAAAUACAGACAACACAAAACGGAUUGGUAGCUUCAGAACCUGCAGUGUCGGAUUCGAGCCUUACACGCGCGUUUGGUUCUGCAGCACUUCCAUUCGGAGUAAACGGUACGUUAGCGUUAAGAAAAAGAUAGUCAGUAAUUCUAUCCCAUAGCCAAAAUAGUUUUAAAGAAUCUCACGAUGUUGCAAUGUGUUUACGAUUGCUGUGACGGUAGCAAUCACUAAAUUUACCACCCAGUCAUGCUGCUGACGGUAAUGAAAAUCUGUGUAACGCCCUCGAGCGCUGUGCAUCACUUCUAGUCUUGAAAUUGCAGAGUUAAUGACCCGAUCAAGUGUACAACAAGCAAUGUCAAGCGGGAGGUUUUAAGAAGAAAAGAAAAAAAAAAACACACUAACAGAAAACAAAACCUAGGAAGAGAAAAUGCAGUCGAAAGUUAUUUCGUAAUCUCCGCGCUUUCUCUCACGCGGUGGCGAGCGACAGGCGGUGCCAACCCGGCGGCAGGAGGAAAAACACUCAAACCCCCACCGAGUGAGAGAAUGCAAUUUUCUGCUGCUACCGCUGGGAAGUUGGCAACCGGUAGCACAGAGACGGUCGGCGCUGCUAUCGCGGAAAUUAUUAUCCGCGAGGUCAAAGUCGGUGGCACAGUUUACGUUACCCCACGGGACCAGUGGCAAAGAUGAGUGACAAGCUGUCCGGUGGUGGCCGGUACAAUCGUAUCAGCCCAUCAUCAGGCCGCGGUUCCAUCAUUGCCUACUCACCGUUACCGAAAUCGGAGCAGGAUUGUCUGCAGGCACCGGGAAACAAUUGUCUGGCGAUUCCGCUGUCUGCCAUACAGACGGACAACAACAACUACCAGAAGCCGAUACCACCGCCCUCGCUGGGACCCGGCGGAAAGGUGUCCACCGGUAAUCCCCAUCCGCACCCGGAUUCGAUCGCCUACAAACAUGCCGGUCAGAACAAUAAUACUAACGGAAAGCGCUUUAUCAUUGUCAGCGACAUCAAGAAAACAGUAAGCUUCGGUGGUCAACCCGGAACCGGUGGCUUCGUCAGUUCCCGCAGUGAACCAAUCUCGUUAGCAACGCUGGACAAGGACUGCUUCAUCAUCCCGGUGCACAGCUUGGAUCGGUUUUUACCCGCCGGAAUUCCCCUGCCUACUCCGGAAACGACGGAUGCAUCCCAAGCGGGUCCGCUGAGCGUACUGGAAGUUUCCGAUCCGAAAAUUUGCAUUCUGGCGCAUUUGAUGAGCCCACUGGAACCAAUCGAUCCACUGCUGGAGUCGCCUCUAGCGCAUCCGCUAACGAAGCAGCGGGCCGUGGCGUCCGAGCUUCUGAAUGAAAUACAGCAGGGCAACAGUGCGGUUAGCGGUAUGCUGCUUGCCAACAUGGAGCGAAGUUCGGCCGAAUUUCCCUUCAUUGCAUACUAUGUGAUAAACACCACCCAGACUGAUCCUACCUUGUUCUACACCGGAGUCCGGGGAGCAUCCCUGUCCAAGUUUGAACCGAAGAACACCCGCUACACGGCCGCCCACACCCUGGACCUGUACAGUGAGGUGGCUUCCAUCUGCCGGCCUCCGCUGGCGCUGGCACCGAACGAAAUCGGCAGCGUCAAGAAAGGUCAAACUCCCUCUACCGGGUACAUCAUCAGUGUGUAUAAGGUAUACGAAGGAGACGAUGGCGAGCGUUUCGAACGAAAUUGGCUCUACUGGACCGGUGCCAGGAUGAUUUACAGAUAUUUGCCAAAAACAGCCGGUCUCCGGCGAAUUACCCUCCACAAGAGCGUCUCCUCCCGUGGUGACAAGAUGUAUCUGCUGGUGUGCGAAUGCGCUGAUCUGCUGAAAGACCUGUCGGCGGCGGCGUUGCUGAUACCGGCGCUCAGGGCGAGACUUUGCGGCUACACCGGUCUCUAUCGACCGAUACAGACCUUCUAGGAGAGAAUAGCAGAAAUAAAAAAAUACAAAAUGAAAAUCGAAGCGGUGGCGGCGGUGGCGUGGCCAUCCGGUACUUGUUACGAUCGAGUUGAAUUUUGCAUCGCGCUGUACAAUUUUUGAUUGUGUCAAAAGAAGUCGAAUUUAUUUUUGACGGUAACAGCGUACAGAAAUUGCUUUAAGUUUUAAAUCGAGCCAUAUGCUGGAAGACGGAAGACCGUAGCAACAAUUUCGCUUCUAUUUUUAAUAAAUCUCGUUAGAGUAAUUUUAUUUCCAAAUAAACGGUUGUGCAACUAAACAUAGUAAAAACGGUGAAACCAAAAUUGUAAAAUUUCCAACAACGGAGCGAAGGUUGACGGCCUGAACAGAAAAAAUCACUUCUAGAUUGACAUGCGAAGGACUGCAGUGGAAAAAGCAACCACUUACUUCACCGAGUAUAAUUUUAAACCAAGCAAAAGGAGCAAUAAGUUACCAGUAUUUAUAGUAGGAAACAGAACAAAUUCAACUGCCAGACACAUAGACGAGGCGUGAAGCGAAAUGAAUUCGUUUUCAACAGCAAACAGAAAAACUAGAACAAGUAGUUAAGCAAAUAAACAAACAAUUAAUGAUCACAAGCGACAUCACUAACCACCCACGGUUUCAUACAAUUAUACAAUCAUCCGAACUUUAUUUACACUAUCAUAAUCGCGAUAUCGCGACAAAACAAACACUCUCGCGUAAAAGCGGCACCUCACAUACGAACAAACACCGACAGAGAAAAACACAAACACAUCAGUACAAUUUGAAUCAAGAAAAAGAGAUUAAUUCGAAUAUUGAAACAAUAUUAUAUUUCUUAACAGUAAAUUUUUUUCAAGUGAAUUCUUCACCAAAAGCGAAACACCAUAGGAUGAUCCUACUUAAUUUGAUCCAUUAGAUUUAGUCAUCGCCUUUGGAUGUAACUGUCACAGAUAGAAUAUCUGUUUAUUCCAAGUAAAAUAGGAUUUCUUCUUAGUAUAACCAGAUGCAAACCCGACAUGAUUGACUAUCUGUGACGAUGCAUUCCAGCUCUGGCCAAUUUAAUAACAUUUGUAGGCUCAACCAGCGUGUCAUUUAAAAUUUAAACAAAAACGGUCGAGAGUAAUUUUACUAAGCCCAAGAACUUGCAGAGAACCUGUUCUGGAUAAAAGUAUAUAUAUCUUUUCGUACAUACGUAGAACUUUUUCGAACAUUCUUCGCUUCAAAAAAAUGCACCAUUCGCCAAAUUCAGAAAAUAAUUUGCAUGUAGAAAAUUGACUAAGUCAAAUUACAAGCUUAGGGACGAAGUAGGUGUUUAAGAUCUUUACAUUCGGUAGGAUAGAACGAACAAAUAAAUUCAACCAACUUCUCAGCUAUCAGCAAUUACGAAAAAGCUGCGUAAUUUCUGCACCAACUUUUGUACGAAAUGAUGCGUAAAGCAAAGAGUUUAACAGAAUUGAAGAAAGGCAAAGAAAUGGAACUAUUUCAGUGAAAUAAUUCAACUGCAAGACGCGACAAUGAAACAGAUAAACAUUGAUAUCUUUCUGAUUGACACACAUUCAUUAAAGCUUUAAAUUUGUUAUACGUAACAAAUGAGAAUGCAAAACAUUCAAUUAUAGUGUAGGCCGUCACUGUUUCCAUUCUAACCAAGCAGCGAAACGUUCUCGAAAAAAAAAAACACAUAAUUAUUAAAUUUACUGCUGUGAUACUGUGAUGAAACUGAGAGAAUAUUCACAUCGUUAGUGAAACAGCUAAACUAGGAGAUGAAAGAAAAAAACGCAAAAGCAAGAUUUUAAAAAUUUUGCCGAUUUUAAAUUUUGAACAACUCGCUACCCACGAAAAAUCGCAUUAAACUUUGCAAGUGCAAUGCUCGCAGUCAGCAUACACAAGAAACAGACAAACAUCACCUGUAAAAAAAAAACUCCGUAGAAACUCUUAGCCUGGAGCUUAGCGCAGAUUCUAUCAACAACUGAUAAGAAGAAAAUAGUAAAUCAUAACCAUUAGACCACAAAUCUGCUAUACGCAUAAAGUGGCGGCAAUUUUCGAUUCUAAACCAGUUACCUACUAUAACAUACAUCAAAGUGAAACUUAGAUAACUUUCCACGAGAGAAAAAAAAUAAUCUAGAAAAGCGGAUCAAAUACUAGCUAAAAGAAAUUUUACAUCAAAGUGAAACUUAGAUAACUUUCCACGAGAGAAAAAAAAUAAUCUAGAAAAGCGGAUCAAAUACUAGCUAAAAGAAAUUUUAAAUUUUUUCCUUUAGAUUUUAGGUCGAGAAAGAAGCAAAACGAUCACGUUUAGAAGUAUAAUUGGCUGGGCUGGCGAGAACAGCUCCAAAAAAAAUAAUAAAAAUAAAACAUGCACUCAAAGUUUCGUCUUCAAAAUAAUCACCACUAUUUUACAUUGUGUUCAGGACUAAUUUGAUCAGGAUAUCAUUUCGUUACUGGUCGGAAUAUAGACUAGGGGUGAAUAUUGUUUACUUAACCGACAACAAAACCUACGCAGCACAGAUUCAUUCUUCCAACCACUGAACACGCCAGUCAUUCGUUCGAUCUUUGUGCAUGGCAAACAAAUAUUCAAAAUUCAGUGAAAAAUCAUGGAAAUAAAGUACUUCUCGAUGAGAUUGUACGAAAAAUCGAUUUGAAAUAAAAUAUGCUGAAAACUGAAAACUUUA
Molecule: messenger RNA, 4781 nt
Organism: Wyeomyia smithii (pitcher-plant mosquito)
Lineage: Eukaryota; Metazoa; Arthropoda; Insecta; Diptera; Culicidae
Exons: 8
Coding region: 868-2118 (416 amino acids)
Source: RefSeq, a predicted model, not a curated record